This is a messenger RNA of Priapulus caudatus, 855 nucleotides long. RefSeq names its product serine/threonine-protein phosphatase 1-like. Gene Ontology annotation, molecular function: endopolyphosphatase activity; phosphatase activity. NCBI's taxonomy places the organism in Eukaryota, Metazoa, Priapulida, Priapulimorpha, Priapulimorphida, Priapulidae. The record is from RefSeq and is a predicted model, not a curated record. Gene Ontology annotation, biological process: polyphosphate catabolic process. The transcript has a single exon. Gene Ontology annotation, cellular component: cytoplasm. The coding region runs from base 1 to 855 and encodes 284 amino acids.
AUGCUGACGCUUCUCGGACUGACCGCGUGGCUGUCGCGGCCGGCGCCCGCGCACCGGACGCGCUCAGGGAUCCCGCUGCCGCCGCUCCUCCACGCGACGAUCCCGGACGAGGCGCUGCGCGGCAAGCGGCUCUACGUCGUCGGCGACGUGCACGGCUGCUACACGGAGCUCCGCUCGCUGCUCGCCGCGAUCUGCGCCGACGACGACGAAUCGGUCGUCGUCGUGCUCGCUGGCGACCUCGUCAACAAGGGACCGCGCAGCGUCGACGUGAUCCGGCUCGCGCGCGCGUACGGCACGCGCUGCUACGCCGUGCGCGGCAACCACGACGAGGCGGGCCUGCGCGAGUGGUUCCGGCUGCGCGCGGACGCGGGCUACCUCCUCUCGCCGAAGUACGCGUGGGUGAGCGAGAUGACGGAGGCCGACGCCGACUACCUGCUCGCGUUGCCGUACACGCUCUCCGUGCCGUCGCGCGGCACGCUCAUCGUGCACGGCGGCCUCAUCCCGCGGCGGCCGCUCGCUGAUCAGAGCCCCGCCGACAUGACGACGAUGCGCAACCUGAUUGUGCGUGACCACUUCGGACACGCGUUCGCGCCGACGGAGCACAUCGAGCGCGGCGUGCCGUGGGCGUCGCUCUGGCCGGGCCCCGAGCACGUGCUCUUCGGGCACGACGCGCGCCGCCGCCUGCAGACGUACGCGCACGCGACGGGUCUCGACACGGGCUGCGUGUACGGCGGGCAGCUGACGGCGCUGCUGCUGCGGGAGGACGGCGGCCGCGAGUAUGUGCAGGUGCCGAGCAGGACGGCGACGGCCGUGAAGAACUGUAAGCACAAAACGCUGCCCGACGCGCACUGCUGA